AUUAAUAUGAAAAAAGUGUAGUGUGUGAGGAGUGCGGAAGUUGGAACGUAGUAUCCUUAAUAAGCACAUAAGGUGAGGGAGCUGUCAAACUGAUCUUCAGUCCAUGGGUGAACAAGAAGUUAAUUUGCUGUCCAGUAGUACUGACUCCAUCAGUGAUACAGAGGCCUUGCCAGACUUUUUUUCCCAGCAGGUGAAAAGUGCUUUUCAAGGUCUGAACAGUAGCCAGUCAGUAAGUGAAGUUAUUGCAGUAGUUAGCUCUGACAGUGGGAACUCUGAACCUGGUUCUCCCUUGCAAUCACUAAAGAGUAUGCCAGACCGAGGUGACCAGUCUUUCCUAAAUCAAGACAUUGCCAUGGCCAGCAGUGACAGUGAUGACGGCAUAGUGCCAGUUUUAUCCUUGUCAGAGAGGUUGAAGGACAAACUUGGAGCUGACCAUAGCAUUAAAGUAGGUCAGUCAGUGCAAAAAGGAACAAAGCAGAACAGAGACUGUGAUUUACAGGCCCUUUGUGAAAGUAACAGACUUGUAUCUGAUCAAAUAAACCAAACUCAACCACAUGAAGCGCUUGUAAGAGAGUCUGUCAGAAAAGCAGUCCCCACACCGUUUUGGGACUUAUCAGAUUCUGAUAACGAAGACAAAGUGUGCCACAUUAACAGACCAGGAUUUUCUAGUGCCACAAUUCGGUUUGAUGCUCAGAGUGGAUAUUUAGGGUCUACAGUGAUAACUGCAUCAUUUCCAAAUAAGAAGACAAAGAGGAGUGAGGAGGAAAUACUGAAGUCAAAGCAGGAAGCACUGGUGAGGAGGGCAGACAGAGAGAGGUUGAGAGCACAAAAAGAGAAUCAUAGACGACAACAAGAACAGGAGAAGGAAGCCAAAAGGCUGUUUGCUACUUCACUGAAAGCUCUAAGGCCCGAGGAGUGUAUGAAAUACAUCAGAGUAGCUAUUGAUCCAUUGCUUUUGCAGGGUGAAGGUGGUGGACAGUUGCUCAGUGCCUUGCAAUCUAUGGGCUUCAGCUAUGUAAUUGAGAGUCAGCUUACUCCUCGCAGCAUUACAUGGAAUAGGAGAACUGUGUUUACCGAGGUGGAGGAUGGAACCUGGAAGCAAGAGUCUCACACACUCUUACAGAUUCCUGUUGAGAACUUUGUUCCUAUGGUGCACAGCUAUAAACAGGAGCGCCAUGGUAAACUCCCUGGAGACCAGAUAUCACUAAACGUCUUCGUGGAAAGUGUGCUGAGUGGAAAUGUGAACACCGCUCCUGCUCUGGUAGUUGUAGAGAUGGAGAAGUAUUUCAGAUCUCAGAAGGCUUAUUCUCAGAAGAAGCUACGCCAAGCUGUACUGAAUGAUGGACAAGAUGUGGGAAACAAGCGAAAAAAGAAAAAAGCCAAGGAGGAUCUUCUUCCUGAACUCUCCCGAAUUGAUGUAGAAGAGGCUUUGGUGGACCUGCAACUGCACACAGGGGUACAGAUUCGGUUUAUAGAGACAUGGAAGGAGUUUGCUGACUACAUUGGGAUGUUCACCAAGGCUGUGGCAGAAGCACCAUUCAAGAGAGAACGUGAUAAAACAGGCUUUUCAUUUUACUUAGACAAUGACUCAUCAGGCACAAAGGUAGAUCGAGCUGGGAAAGGACUCCUUCAGGUCUGGAAGAGACAGAUACAGCAGUUUAACAGAGUAAGCCCAGAAAUUGCUAAUGCCAUUGCAUCAGUGUAUGCCUCUCCACGACUUCUCAUAAAGGCAUAUAACAAGUGCAGCUCGGAGCAAGAAAAACAGAAUCUGCUUUCUGACAUACUUGUUCGACGAGGUGAAGGAGUGACAUCGACUUCAAAGAGGGUUGGACCUGAACUCUCCCGGCGUAUUUACAUGCAGAUGACGUUUCAGAAUCCUGAAGUCUGUUUAGACAUUUAGAAUUUACAGUUGUUAGUGCUGAGUGUUUAACUAUGUUCUUACUCCAUUCACAGAGAAAUUGUAUUAUGGUGUACAGUAUUAAAUCAUUUUAAA
This is a messenger RNA of Protopterus annectens (West African lungfish), 1993 nucleotides long. It is a transcript of the gene EME1, whose product is annotated as essential meiotic structure-specific endonuclease 1. The record is from RefSeq and is a predicted model, not a curated record. Gene Ontology annotation, cellular component: nucleus; Holliday junction resolvase complex. The transcript is spliced from 9 exons. NCBI's taxonomy places the organism in Eukaryota, Metazoa, Chordata, Ceratodontiformes, Protopteridae. Gene Ontology annotation, molecular function: nuclease activity; DNA binding. Gene Ontology annotation, biological process: replication fork processing; resolution of meiotic recombination intermediates; double-strand break repair. The coding region runs from base 104 to 1900 and encodes 598 amino acids.